CCUCGGCGGACUCACAGUCUCUGCGACCCUGCUUCGUUUACGUUUACUCUAUCGAAGCUUCCAGGAUGCCGCGCAUUUAUUCACCAUCAAGCGCUGAAAUCAAGGAGCAUCCGCGCGCGUUUGCCAUUUUCCGCCAAGUUGCUCCUACUGGCGAGGCGAAUGCAGAGGCGCUGCAAGAGUACAUCAAGCUUUACGGAGAGCCUUCAAAGGCUGCAGCUGAGGGAGAAAUAUCCUUCGGAGACUUUGCCGCUCUCUUUGCCAAGCCUGCCACCCAGCGCAGCGAGCCUCCUACCAACUGCAUUGGCUACGCUGCCCAUGACAAGUCCGGCAUCCUGAGCCCCUUCCCGUUCGACCGCCGGACUGUGGGACCCACCGAUGUGCGCAUUCAAAUCACGCACGCGGGCAUUUGCCACAGCGACCUCCAUCAGGUCAAGAACGAGUGGGGAGGCUCCAUCUACCCCAUGGUCCCUGGUCACGAGAUUGUGGGUAUCGUAACGGAAGUCGGAUCAGAGGUGACGAAGUUCAAGCCUGGCGACCGUGCCGGCGUGGGCUGCAUGGUGGACUCGUGCGGGAGCUGCGAGAUGUGUGCCGAGCCGCGUGGGGAGGAGCAGUUUUGCAGGCGCUGCGUGUACACGUACAAUUGCAUCCAGCCGGAUGGAACUAUCGCGCAGGGUGGCUACUCUUCUCACAUUGUUGUGACGGAGAAGUUUGUACUGCGGCUGCCGGAUAACUUGUCGCUGGAGGAGACUGCACCGCUGCUGUGCGCGGGAAUUACCGUCUACAGCCCGAUGAAGCACUUUGGACUGGACAAGCCCGGACAGAAGCUGGGGGUUGUGGGGCUGGGCGGCCUGGGCCACAUGGCUGUCAAGAUUGCCAAGGGACUGGGUCUGCACGUGACGGUGAUUUCGACUUCCCUCAAGAAGAAGGAGGAGGCGCUCACGGUUUUGGGGGCGGAUGAGUUCGUGGUGUCGUCAGACGCUGAAGCCAUGAAGUCGGCUAUUGGCAGUCUGGACGGCGUUAUCGACACGGUGUCCGCUAAGCACGACCUGAAUGCCCUGGUGGGGCUCCUCAAGCUGGACGGAAAGCUGGUGCUGGUGGGGGUGCCGGAUGCGCCUCUGGAGAUGCCGAGUAUGGCCCUCAUCUUCAAGCGAGCGACGGUGAGCGGCUCGCUCAUCGGCGGCAUUAAGGAGACUCAGGAGAUGUUGGACUUUUGCGGCGAGAAGGGCAUUGGCGCCACCAUUGAGAAGAUUCCCAUUGACUACGUCAACACUGCGUACGAGCGGAUGCUCAAGAGCGAUGUCCGCUAUCGGUUCGUGAUUGACAUCCAAGGAUCGCUCAUUUGCUGAGUUGCUAUGUAUGUGUUGAGCUGCAGCCUCUCCUGCUGAUCAGGACGGGAAUGUUAUAUUUGGCAGACCUUCGCGCGCUGACUUGUUCUGCUGUCACAGCCGCAGCAGUGUGCCACGUGUGAUUCCGCUCUGGGCAGGGCCGUACGACAGAAAGAUUUGUUUGUUAACCCUAUUGCCAGGCUAGCGGUAUUGUGCGAAAUGUUCAAAAUUUAGAAAUGUAUAUCCUCGUGUUUUGGUCGCGGGUGUGUUUUAAUGCGUCCUGCGCUUCAUUUCGGAGGAGUGUGGAAGCUAUACCCGCAGACUCAUUGCUUUUUUGAGCGAGUGGCAUGGCCUUGUGUGGGUGGAGUCGCAGAUGAUGGCGAGCGAAUAGCAGUAGCAUGUUGACAGCAGAAUUUGCGUCUAGCAUGGAUAAUAACGAAUGACCACCAUGCAUGUUGAAUGGUGCGGAUAUCAGUUGGAAGUUUGUUUCCAGCUGCAAUGCAACAUUGCAGAAAAACAGCCUGCACUCUGCAGCAAUCGCUGAUCGUCUGUAAACCGUAAUGACAAUC
Volvox carteri f. nagariensis is the source of this 1894-nucleotide messenger RNA. RefSeq lists its product as uncharacterized. Lineage: Eukaryota; Viridiplantae; Chlorophyta; Chlorophyceae; Chlamydomonadales; Volvocaceae. The transcript is spliced from 11 exons. Gene Ontology annotation, molecular function: zinc ion binding; oxidoreductase activity, acting on the CH-OH group of donors, NAD or NADP as acceptor. The record is from RefSeq and is a predicted model, not a curated record. The coding region runs from base 66 to 1346 and encodes 426 amino acids.